UCCGCUUUUAGCCUUGGCUAAAUCUAUAUAUUAUGUCUGUCCGCUUAUGGACAGUGAAAAUUAGCCAAUGAGCGCCCGAGAAUUUCCGCAGUUAUAGUAAAAUUAGCAAUUCACUUCGUUCCUUAGUCCUUGGACCCGAUUCCUAUUCCAACAUUUUUUCUUGUUUUGUCCCGGACUGGUCACGUGUCUUCUAACAUUGCUGCAGUACAGUUUGCACGCAUCCGAGGUCAUCGCAAUGCGCUGGAAUUUCUUGAUUGCUGCAGUUCUUGUACCUGUUAUUUGUUUCUUACUUUUCAAAUUCCAAGAUGGUGAUUUUACAUUGAUGAUUUAUGAGAUGAUCGGUCAAGAUCCAGCGGUUGCCUUGCGUGGGAAAGUGGUCUGGAUUACUGGCGCUUCGAGCGGUAUCGGUGAAUAUUUGGCUUAUGAACUGGUCAAAUAUGGCUGCAAAUUAGUGCUGUCUGCGAGAAGGAAGGUAGAAUUAGAGAGAGUCAAGAAGAAUUGUGCAGUCAUUGCCAUUGCUCAUGAUUCUUCGUUCAAAACAGAUCAAGAUAUUCUUGUCCUUCCUUUGGACUUGCUAAAAUAUGACACACAUGAAAAACGGAUCCAGGAUGUCCUCAACCACUUUGAAAAGGUUGACAUUUUGGUGAACAAUGCUGGUAGGUCACAGAGAGCUUGGCUGGAAAAAUCAUCAUUAGAGGUGGAUAGAGCACUUUUGGAUUUAAAUGUUGUUGGUACCAUCUCUUUGACCAAAGCAGUUCUCCCACAUAUGAUUGAACGUCAUGAGGGGCAGAUUGUGGUGGUGAGCAGUAUCCUGGGAAAAAUUGGGUUUCCUUUUAAGGCAACUUUGUCUGCCAGUAAACAUGCAUUGCAGGGCUACUUUGAUACUGCACGGCUGGAGCUGGCUGAGCACAACAUUCAUGUACAGACUGUUCUGCCAGGACCUGUUAAGUCAAACAUUGCUCUUCAUUAUUUCACUGAGAAUAUCGAUGAUGAACUUAAAGAUGCACAAAAUUUACCUCAGUUAGGAAUGAUGUCAACUGAGCGCUGUGCACAUUUAAUGGCAGUAGGCGUGGCAAACAACUUGGAUGAAGUUUGGAUUACAGAGACCCCACCCUUACUAAUGUUGUACUCAAACCAGUAUUUACCAAACCUCUAUAGAUGGCUUUCUAAGAAGUUCUUAAUGGAAAGAAUAGGAAGACUUUACACGGACAAGAAAUCUUUAUCGAGGCCAAAAAGUCACAGACUUGCAGAACAGUCAUGAAAUUAUAACACUGUACGUCCCGCGUAUUACACGAUCGAGAAUUCUUCAUCAGAUACCAAGAAGGAACAGUCAGACUUGUUAACAACCUUGACAACGUAACAUUGUAGCUUUCUCGUUCUAUAUUCUUCACAUGACGUCUCUACAUGAAAAUCGUUCGAGACCUGAAAUUCCUGAUCACAUACUUUUUGGUAUGCAACAUACAGAACAUUAGCUACUAUGAGAUUUAUAUCGUGGUAGCGAGGUCAGAGCUGAAGCGCAAUCGGGCGAAUGUAAUGAAUAUCUACCCAUCGUCUUGCACAACACAAGAGAGUGAAAGCACCGACUAUUUCGCGUUCUUUUAUAGUUACCGUAUACCUUUUGAGGUGUCUCGCGUCCAAGCGACGUAGCGCGAUAUGUAAACCCAUCGGACGAUGGUGUUACAGGUUGUGAAAAAUUCGACAAUGUAUGUUAUUUCAAAAUUCUUGGUAUAUUUCGUAAGCUUUAAUUGAUAUAUCGGGGCUUAGGUAUCCACAGUUAAACCGUACGCUCUACAUAGUUUGGACGCAAGACACCUAAAGAUAGACGGUAACCUUAAGUGUGAAUACUGACAGCUUUUCCAUCUGGCAUCAUAUUUUCAAGCCACUAGCUUAUCCUCCUUUAGAAGCAUUCUUCAUGAACACUUAUUAAUAUAUAACAAGCCUUAGCUUUA
Messenger RNA from Orbicella faveolata, 1949 nucleotides. Its product is annotated as dehydrogenase/reductase SDR family member 7-like. NCBI's taxonomy places the organism in Eukaryota, Metazoa, Cnidaria, Anthozoa, Scleractinia, Merulinidae. The record is from RefSeq and is a predicted model, not a curated record.